Molecule: messenger RNA, 2044 nt
Organism: Corythoichthys intestinalis (scribbled pipefish)
Lineage: Eukaryota; Metazoa; Chordata; Actinopteri; Syngnathiformes; Syngnathidae
Exons: 5
Coding region: 94-795 (233 amino acids)
Source: RefSeq, a predicted model, not a curated record
CCAGGCUUAUGCACCCAUUUGCAACUAAAAUAUUAAACGCAUACAUAAGAGACUAGCAUCACUGGUCGGAAGAAUAAGGCAAAAGUCAAGGAAAUGUUGUCCAAACUCAUUGUUUUGAUGAUAUCAACACACUCAGUCAUCACUGGCCAAAGCAGAGCAAAGAUCACAGGGAUACUGGGCGACGACAUCACCCUUCAGUUCACAUUCAACACAAGUGUCAGCAAUAGCAGCCAUUUUGCAAUUUACUUAGAGGGCAACAAGAAGGCUGAGUAUUGUCCUUCGAAAGGUUGCUCAAGAGAACAUGGUUUUCACAUUUAUUCUGAAAAUUCUCAUGUAUUCUGCCUAAUUACAAACCUCACACAAGGUCACAGUGGAACAUACUGGGCUACAUUAUUCCCAGAGGGUACCCCAACACAAAGAAGUAGUAGAGUGCACCUGAUCAUUCAGGAGAAGAGCAAUAACACAGUUUCUGGUGCACAGGAGAACAAAAAUACAACCAAAAAUCAGUCAAGCAUUUUUACCACUGUGAUCAUUGCUGUUAUUGUGGUUUUACUGGUAGUGCUGUUGGCAGGAACACUGACCUGGUUCUUCCGGUGCUGUGUCCGAGCCGGAGGCAGUAAAACACAACACAACUCCCCACCUGUAAGACAGGUAGCAAGUUUGGAAUCCCAUGAUACGUCUGAGGGAGCUUUAGCCUACAGUGUUGUGAACAUUUCCAAAAUUCGGACAGACACUCAGGUGGAAAGCAGACCAGAUGAAACCCAAUAUGCCAGGUUUAAAGACCCCCUUCAGUAAAAAUCAUGAGGUGUGUGAGCGGAGGCCUGUGACAGUACACAAAGAAUUGGAAAAUGUACUUUUCAUAAACUAAUCGAGUGUAUAGUAAACCAAGUAAUCCAAUUGAUGGACUUUUCUUGGUUAAAAAAAAAAAAAAUCAUGUGUAUUCUUUAAACAAAUAUUUCAUAGUUGGGGGUUUUCCUUGUUUAAAUUUAGAAUUUUUAUAACAAAUACGGAAGGGAAUUGUGCUCAAAUAAGAUCAUCAGUAUUUUAACCCAGUGUAAUCUGCUGUUUGUAGCCUCGUCAUGCUGUAAUUACGUCACCCACGUGCUGCUGGUUGGUCUCAUUUUUUUAAAUGUGCGGAGGUUUAGGUCCACACCCGUUUUUACUUGAAGUCAAUCGACCAAGUAAUACGGAAGAUAAUGUCAUUUUUAGUUUUAUAGCUUUAUUGCCCUCAUAAAUAAACAUUAAAACGCUGCAUGGACCAUUCGUUUAUGUCCAUAUUUCCAUCAUUUCUUGUCUUUUUCAAAACGUAAAGCACCCCGAAAAACUACACAUCCUAGGAGCCAUUAUGAGGACGGACGUAAUGUGAACAUUUUUAAUAAAUUGCCGAGCGAGGCACCACCUAAGGAGAGGAAGGUGAGGUAGCGCAUAACGGCCGGUUGGAUUGAGCGAGCUACUUUGAAAUGUGCAGGAUUAAUUGGAAACUAAAUUUAGCUCAGGCUAAUACAUUAUUUCAUCAACUCAAGGAAGAGGAUGAGCAAGAUUUGUCGCUAUUUUCUUCGGAUGAGUCAGCAUCUCGGCGGAAGAAUGGGCUGUGUGACGUAGUGUGUGGCGUAGCUUUGUGUCCUGUUCAAGAGGAAACUGAGUGGCAUGCCUGAAAAAAAAUGACCUGAAAUAGUUUAUUGUAAAUAUUUUUGAAAAUACUUUUUUUCAAUGUUAUAUAUUUGAUUUUUUUUCACUAUCAAAAUUUGUAUAUGGCGGAAAACACAGACAAGGCUGAAAAAGCAGUUUCUGCUCUUGCACCCCUCUUUAAAAUAAGCUGCUGUAUUCUAAUCCAAAAGAACUGUUGUGUUUGAUAGAACAAUAUGUCUAUAUGCUGCCAUGGCAGAUUCAUGGCGCAUUGAGUCCCCGAACUAUUUUUAAUUUGUCCGUUUUACCCCGGAAACCCCCGUCUACAGACGUCGCGCAACUGCUGUUGUUUCAACCUAGCCAUAAAAAGAAGGUAAGUAAUUGUAUCUAUUAUUUGAAAUGUCUUUCAUUUUUAGCU